This is a messenger RNA of Penicillium maclennaniae, 1353 nucleotides long. RefSeq names its product initiator tRNA phosphoribosyl transferase family protein. The transcript is spliced from 5 exons. The record is from RefSeq and is a predicted model, not a curated record. Bases 1 to 1353 code for a protein of 450 amino acids. Gene Ontology annotation, biological process: charged-tRNA amino acid modification. Gene Ontology annotation, molecular function: tRNA adenosine(64)-2'-O-ribosylphosphate transferase activity. Gene Ontology annotation, cellular component: cytoplasm. Lineage: Eukaryota; Fungi; Ascomycota; Eurotiomycetes; Eurotiales; Aspergillaceae.
AUGGGAUCGGCAUCCUUUCCGACCCUGGAUGCGCUUCACUUCCCCUCUGCCCGACAAUCCAUUUCGCAGACACUGUCCUCCCUGCGUCGCUCGGCUCUGUCGGUCUCCAACCGGCUCCGGUCAAUUGAGGCGGAUGCGGAAUUUGUGCGAGAAGCUGCAGACCAUUAUGGUUUACCGCUGGUUGCCAAUGAGCGUUGUGGCAGCUGGUAUAUCUCGCCUGAUGUCAAGACAGGCAGUGCUUAUUUCAAGAGCACAGAUGGCCACACCGGCCAAUGGGACUUUAGCCUUCGUAGGCUGAACCUGCAGCUUCUCCCGCUGGCGAGGGAGCAUGGGGGGUGUGUGAUUGUCGACUCGACCCGCCGAGGUAAAUUGAUGCCAGACGCCCUAUCCAAGACAAUUCCGAUCUGGUGCGCCGUGAUCAACCGUUCUCUCUUCCCGACAGAGACAGAUUUUCAUCCCGUGCAACUGCCGCCCAACUUCCUCGGCGAAUCCGAGGAAUCACAGAUUGAAAGCCGCAUCGAUGGAUUCGUAUCGUCGCUGAAGAGCCUUAAGCUCGACCUAGAUCAGCUGCGGCAGCAGCUUGGGAAGCCUAUUCGUAUUGCAUGGGCCAAUCGCACGUAUUUCUAUCCGACAGAUCUAUGCAAGAACGAUGCAUAUACUCUUUUUGUCCUGUGCUCUGCCUCAAGACGUGUCCAUGGUGCCGAGAUGUCUGAGGGUGGAUACAUCCAGGGUGCUGGUGAUGACAGCGAGGGCUGGGCGCAUGGUCUAACACCCCCGGUCUUUUGGGCGAAUCAAGCUGUUCUGCAGCAAACUCCUGAAGAAGACCUCCCGGGUCUCAUUUCUGAGCUGGUCAAGCAAAAUCAAAAACAGAGUGAAGGACAGAGUGCAACAAGGAUUUCUCCAACUCACAACCUUUUCAUCGGUCAGACGGACGCAGUUGUGAGCGACAGCGGUCAAUAUGAUCUGAUCAUUGAUUGCAACGGAAGUCCUGCCGCUGCGGAAGGCCAUACGAAGCGAUUGAACCUAGGCUGCGGGUCAUUGAAGCUGGGCAGUCGGGAUUUACGCAAAGCUCUUGAUAAAGUCAAAGAGUUUGUCAGCGCACAACUAGAAGCUAACACGUCACGCUCACUACUAGUGACCUGCGAGACUGGGAAAGAUCUGUCUGCGGGAGCGCUAUUGGCAAUUAUUUGCUUAUUCUACAAGGACGACGGGACGUUCGAUGUCUCACAGAGCAAGAACCCGAUCGGCAAGCAAUUUAUCCGACAGCGUCUCGCGUGGAUCGUUUCGUCGAAACAUGACGUGAAUCCGUCUCGCUCGACACUUCAAUCAGUGAACGCCUUUCUGAUGUCCUGA